AUGUCGCCAGAUCACCAAUUGACUUCGUCAACGGUCCUGAAGCAGUGGCAGGAAUCAGGGAGGCCAGUGCUUGCCAUUCUAUGCACUCUUUUGCACAUCAUUCUUGUCCUCCUCCACGUUGUUAUUCUUGUGCUCAACAUUUCAGGUAUCGAGCACCGUUUGGUCGUCCCAUUGACAUCUGGCAAUGAAAUCUGGGUCACUAUACUGAGUACGUCAUCACAGGCAUUUUAUGCGAUCUAUUGUACGAUACUCGUUUACUUGAUGCAACGAUUAACGUUCCUCAAGAACAUGAUGCGACGCCAGACGGUAACCGCUCUUCAUGACACGGUGAACGCAUGGAAAGGCCUCGGUUCUGCGUUGGAGUGUCUUUGGCAGCAAUCAACUAUCCCUGCAUCAAGGUGGAGCAUACUGUCCAUAACGGCCUAUCUUGCAUGUGUUUUUUCCCUUCACGUGGUUUCGUCGUCUAUCAUUCAGUUGCAAACAUUCAACUCAACCGUGGAUGCAUCCGCUACAAAAAUUUCUUACUGGCCUAGUCCAGGCGUAGAUAUGAUGGCAAUGCAGUGGCACACCAUCAGUGCAUUGGUUCCUACGUUAGGCCGAUUCGCAAAUCUUCAGGGCAUGGGACUCUACGGUGCCACUCUAUACGACAUCAUUCAAACUACCGAUACACCUGGUCGCGCCAUCGUCAAUGCAUCUUCGUUCAGAGCGAAUUGCGGACUAGUUCGCAAUUCCGUGUUAAAUUACUCUCCUGAAAUCAAUGCUGACAGUUUCGGAUAUUUUACACUCAACCCGCCAAUGCCAAACCUCAGUCAUACCGUGAAAUUUAGAGCUAGACUUAUGCAUCCUUAUUCAGAUGAGGUUAUGAUAAGUCCUACCAUCUCGUCGUUCUUUCCGGGACCGACUGUUGCUUUCAUAGUCUCGACUGCUGUGAACUCAAGCAAUUUACCUGGCGAUGAAACAGUUCAGCACGUGUAUUGGGAACAUCCUCGCGGGCCAGGGGUCGCUAUAAGUGAUCUUCAGUCUCCCCUGAUUUCUGACAUGUACGAUGUCCAUAUAGUGGCGUGCACUAUUGACGUUCAACCCCGUGCCGCCACUGUUGACGUACAAACCAAUCAACUACUAGAUCUUUCCCCGUCCCUUGAGUUGAAUGCUUCUGGUGAAUGGGAGGCAUGGUCAGUGCCGGAGGAAGAACCUAAAUGGGAUAUUUGGUCACCGCCAUCAGCAAGCCUUGUCUCUCCUUUCGUGGGCGGGGCACAUCAUCCCGUUGGUCGGUGCAUGAAUCAGCACCAAGCAUCAUGUUAUGGGUUCUCCCUUUUGGAGGUAUUUUUUAUGCAGGAGAUUGGAAUAAACGUCGUCUUUCGCGACCCAAAGUGGACUACAACCACUGUCCUAGUCAACCCUCCAAUUCCGAAGCAAGUUUUGGGCAGCCGUGACCAAUUUGAAUCGGCUCUAUCAAGAGCAUAUGCUGCAGUUCUAUGGACAGGCGGACAGCUCGGUGCCGACGGCGGCGGGUUUGAUCGGAAAAAUGAAAAUACCACCAUUUCACAGCAGAUUCUGCAAUGGCACCUUGGUAUCAUCCAGAUAAACUCAUGGCCCCUUGCAUUUGCGCUCACCUGCUCUCUGCUCAUGUUGGCGCUAUCAAUGCGCGUGACAAACGGGAUGCAUGGGCGCAACUAUACAAUGCCUAUCAAUAGCGCUGGCAUUCUCCAAAUCAUGUGGCUUACUACGAACCGCUUCCGUGUAUUAAGAGACCUCGCGAGCGACGUCGAGGAUCCCCAAGAAAAUAUCCUUCGUGCAGCUGGGAUGGUCGAUGUGGACCUGCUACAGGAGUUGGAUGACGUGCAAGUAGGUGGUUGUUAA
Suillus plorans is the source of this 1860-nucleotide messenger RNA. RefSeq lists its product as uncharacterized. The transcript is spliced from 11 exons. The coding region runs from base 1 to 1860 and encodes 619 amino acids. NCBI's taxonomy places the organism in Eukaryota, Fungi, Basidiomycota, Agaricomycetes, Boletales, Suillaceae. The record is from RefSeq and is a predicted model, not a curated record.